AUGUCGAAGUCAGAAUCUGCUCUGAAGCCCCGAAGGUUCGAAGUAAAGGGCCUUGCUCUAGUUUUUGCAUGCGGCACUGCGCUGUUCAGUGAUGGCUACCAAAACGGCGUCAUCGGAACAGUUAAUACACUCAUUAAACGGAUUUACGCAGAUGAACUGUCCAAGGAGGAACUGAAGGAAUACAGUACCUCGUUUACGUCCAUAGGUUUUGCAGGAAUUGUCCUAGGGAUGGUUUCUUUCGGAAUCCUUUCCGACAGAUGGGGCCGGAAAGCUGGGAUGAUGGCCGCGACUCUGAUCGUCUUUGUCUUUGCGUGUCUAUCAGCUGGCGCAUACGGUGCUGGAGGAAGCACAAUAGGGAUGCUACAGGCCCUCAGUGCUUACAGAUUCUUUGGUGGGAUCGGCAUCGGGGCUGAGUAUCCCUCUGGGAGUGUGGCUGCCGCCGAGAAUACCGAGCAGGAAGGCGUUCCUACCAAGUCUCAAAACGGAAUUUUCGCCCUCGCCACAAACGCUAUGAUUGAUGUUGGGUUCGUGGUUGCAGCCCUUGUCCCUCUUAUCCUGUAUCAAAUCUUUGGCGAGGAGCAUUUGCGGAUCGUCUGGCGAAUGUCACUUGGCCUUGGCGCCAUUCCACCACUCCUUGUCCUGUUUUGGCGUAUCAGAAUGGACGAACCAGAAAGCUUCCAGAAAUACUCCAUGAAACGGAUACCGCUCUCAGCAUAUCCGUGGAGGCUUUUGUUUCGCAAGUUUGGCUGGCAAUGGUUUGGCUUGUGCCUAGGAUGGUUCAUCUACGAUUUUAUCACAUAUCCUUUCGGCAUCUACGGUUCUACCGUUGUUGAUACUAUCACUGGCAAGUCUGCAGACUUGACAAUCGUUCUAGGAUGGAACGUUGUGAUCAACUUAUUUAACGUGCCUGGCUCCAUAAUCGGCGCCCUGUUGGUGGACAAGAUCAAACCGAAAACAUUGAUGACGAUUUGUUUACUUCUACAAAUGACCUUUGGAUUCUUCAUGUCUGGCUUUUAUGAAUAUUUAACCAAACAUAUCGGUGGAUUCGCUGUGAUGUAUGGCCUAUUCCUAUCUCUUGGUGAAGCCGGCCCGGGUAAUUGCUUGGGCAUGUUAGCAGCAAAAUCAAGCCCUGCGUCCAUUCGUGGUAUUUUUUAUGGUUCGGCCGCUGCCGUCGGCAAACUAGGGGCUUUCGCUGGCACAUGGAUUUUCCCAGUAUUGAUAGAUGCCUUUCCAGAGGGCGCAACCAAAGACACAGGGCCAUUUUGGGUAGGCAGCGGUCUGUGUGCGCUCUCGGCAGCCGUGAUGUGGUUCACCGUUGUGGAAUUGGAGGAAGAUCACAUGAAAGCUAUCGACCGCGACUUCUAUGCUUCUCUACAGCUCCAAGGCUUCGACGUCAACCAAGUCGGCAUGAAACCUCGAAGUAACAUCUCCGACGAUUCAAUCAUGUUUCCAGCAGCACCACCCUUUUCAAACGAAAAAGAUAUCCCAACCGAAAAGGUGAUUGAAUGA
Molecule: messenger RNA, 1509 nt
Organism: Puccinia triticina
Lineage: Eukaryota; Fungi; Basidiomycota; Pucciniomycetes; Pucciniales; Pucciniaceae
Exons: 15
Coding region: 1-1509 (502 amino acids)
Biological process (GO): transmembrane transport; carboxylic acid transport
Cellular component (GO): plasma membrane
Molecular function (GO): carboxylic acid transmembrane transporter activity
Source: RefSeq, a predicted model, not a curated record